AUAGGAUUGAAAAACUUCCAAAAAAGGAAUAUCUUCAAUUUACAAGGGGGAAAAAAAGAAACUAAGCAUCAAGGGCAACGAGGGGGUAUAACAAUGGCAGACUGAGAUGAUGACGGUGUGAAAGCAGAACUGUGUUUUUAAGAGAGGAGGUUCCACUUUUUUAAAAAAUUUAAAAAAGGACUCCAGUUAUGCAUUCCUUGUAGUCUUCUUCUUCAAGAAGCUGUGGAAGGAGGCGGAAAACGGAAAGAAAAAGAAAGAAAGAAAGAAAGAAAAGAAGUAAAAGAAAAAGAAAGAAAAGAAAAGAAAGAAAGAAAGAAAGAAAGAAAGAAAGAAAGAAAGAAAGAAAAGAACUUGUGGACGGGGGGAAAGGGAACAAUAUAUGGUCCUCUCACAGAUAUCUUCCUCUUUCAAGGCUAGGAGGGACUCUGCUGCCACCGGAAUGUCACCUAGCUAUUGCGGACAGCGGCAUAUGGUCCUUUCGUAUUACGAGCAUCGACGGCUGAUAAUGCUCAGCCACUUGCAUGUAAUGGAUGCGAAGAGGAAUCCCGACAACAUAAUGGUGGUGUUGAAGUACUUCUUGCUUCUCGUGCUUCUGAUGAGUCAUGCGCUUUCAGCUACCUUGGCAAGUCAGAGCUGUCCUGGACCAGAUUCGUCGUAUUUGCUUGAAGAAGGCGCCAGCUUUGGUGGGGUGGGUUGGACUUCACAGCAAUUGACAGUCCUUGCCGACGGCCUUGUAGUUGAGGCUGAUCGCUUGCAAGAACAGAUUGAUCAUCUUUCACUUAUCUCCGUCUCUGCUGCUCCUGCGGUUACUCGUGUCCUCUUUACUUCCGAGGAUGUGGCGGCUCGACAGUUCAUUCGUUCUCUGAUGGAAUCCAUCAACCUAACCGUCCGAGAAGAUGCGAUAGGGAAUAUGUUCGGUCGUUGGAAGGGCAUUGAUGAAAAUCUGCCUCCCGUAGCAACAGGAUCGCACACGGAUGCGAUACCGCUCUCGGGAAAGUAUGAUGGAGUGGUCGGUGUCCUGGGAGGAUUGGAAGCUGUUGCUGCACUGAAGAGGGCAGGGUUUGUACCAAGGAGGUCCAUUGACAUCAUUAUGUUCACAUCGGAGGAACCUACUCGCUUCGGAAUAGGUUGCUUGGGGAGCCGGGUUAUGUCCAAUCACCCAGACAUUCGCAGGUUCCUUGAGUCUGUGAAGGACGACCAAGGGAACACCUUCGACGAGGCCGCUGCCCGUGCAGGGUAUCCUUCGAGCAUGGCCCAGCUCGACGAGGUCGUCUUACGACCUGGCACUUAUGCUGCAUUUGUCGAGCUGCACAUUGAGCAGGGACCACUGCUGGAAGCCGAAGGAAUUCCGAUUGGUGUGGUGACAGCGAUCGCUGCACCGGCCAGUCUCAAGGUUGAAUUCUUUGGGGAUGGGGGCCACGCUGGAACGGUUCUGAUGCCAGAAAGGCAGGAUGCUGGUUUGGGAGCUGCCGAGUUAGCGCUUGCGGUCGAAUCGGCAGUGCUUGAGACAAAAUCCAUUGAUACGGUGGGGACAACAGGGGUCCUUGAGAUUUUUCCUGGAGCCAUCAACAGCAUUCCUAGAAAAGCGCAUGUGGAGAUUGAUGUGCGGGAUAUCGACGGAGCUCGCCGAGACCGAGUGCUGGACAGAAUCAAGCAAUCAGUUGAGGAGAUUGCUCAUCGACGAAAGCUUCGACACAAAAUCAAGUUGGUGAACAAGGACCCCCCUGCCCUAUGCUCCAAGAAGAUAGUGGACUCGGUGAUGUCCGCUGCACGGACUCUUCAAUUGCAACACAAGUUGAUGGUGAGCCGUGCCUAUCAUGACUCGCUUUUCAUGGCACAGAUUGUUCCUACAGGUAUGAUUUUCAUUCCUUGUGCAGGAGGAAUCAGCCAUCGACCCAAUGAAUUUGCGUCGAAGGAGAGUAUAGCCACAGGCGUCAAAACCCUCGCUCUGUCCCUUGCACAACUGUCUACAGAUGACAUCAGCGGAUUGUGAUCACCAUCGUAUCGGUGCUGUCUACUCUUUUCCAACUUGCUGGUCUUUGAAGUCAUGCAUUUCAAGACGACAUUCGUCUGUUCGUUUUAGAUGGAGGCGACCAAUGGACAUCACGAGGUAGUGCACAACAGUUGAAAUGACUCCCCACUGGAUUGAUGGAUGCCAUUUAAAAGUGAGAGAGAGAGAGAGAGAGAGUCAACUUGACAUCCAUCUCCUGUCGAAGAGAGAAAUGCAAGCCCAGCACAGACAGACAGACAACACAGCCCAUGUGGUUGAAUGGUAAGCACAUGUGGCUGUUAGUAAACAGAUCAGGAGAUUGAGUCCCUCAUGUAGCCAGAUGGAUACAAUAGUUAGUAGGAGCUGGCCCCUUCAUCUCACAACAAAAAGGAGAGACAGAGAUGGACAGACAGACAGACAGGUAAGACAGGCAGACAGAGAAAGAAAGACGGAAAAAGAAAAGAAAGAAAGUAAAUGUGUAUGGACAUUUGUAAUCUAGAUGUCAAAGUCAAAGAUAUCAUCGCAAGCUCAACAGUGAAACAAACAAAGUUAAACCGUUAGUAAAUGAGACCCGCCCUU
This is a messenger RNA of Chara braunii, 2569 nucleotides long. The record is from the annotation of a GenBank genome assembly. NCBI's taxonomy places the organism in Eukaryota, Viridiplantae, Streptophyta, Charophyceae, Charales, Characeae.